Molecule: messenger RNA, 4627 nt
Organism: Eublepharis macularius
Lineage: Eukaryota; Metazoa; Chordata; Lepidosauria; Squamata; Eublepharidae
Gene: ZBTB2
Product: zinc finger and BTB domain containing 2
Exons: 4
Coding region: 1487-3025 (512 amino acids)
Biological process (GO): regulation of transcription by RNA polymerase II
Cellular component (GO): nucleus
Molecular function (GO): RNA polymerase II cis-regulatory region sequence-specific DNA binding; DNA-binding transcription factor activity, RNA polymerase II-specific; protein binding
Source: RefSeq, a predicted model, not a curated record
GCCAUCCUAUCCUCACAACAACCCUGUGAGGUAGACUGAGUGUGUGACUGGCUCAAGGCCACCCAGCAAGUUCCCAUAAAAGAGCAGAGAUUUGUACCUGGCUGCCCCAGAUCCUAGUCCAACUGUUACAUUACACCUGCUCUCAUUUAAUAUCACGCCUAGUUAUUUUCCUUUCCAGAGUAUGCACAGAAAUUAAUUUACAGCUGAAAUUUAUGUCCAUAUCUACCAAAGUUCUAAUGAUUUCAUUACUUCAGUGUUUAUAAUUGUAUAAAUUGCAAUCCACUUUAUCUGUAAAAUUUACAAUUAUAACAAACGAUUAUUUCAGCCAACAAAAUGAGUUAACUUUGCAUUAUGCAAAACAUUUUAUUUUAAAUUCUUAGCUCCGGCCAACUCAAUCAAAAUUUUACAAAGUCAAAGCCAUGUUGUCGUGUCAUACAGUUAAAAAUGCAGUCACCAUAAAACACACUUUCACCACCCAACUAUCUUUCUUCUAUAAAUUAAAUGUAGAAGUGUCUACUUAAAAGUUCAAUCUGUAAGUAUCCCAAUGCAAAUUACUUUUCUAAAAAUGCCAUGUAGUAUAGGCCACUAAGCCUCAACAGUUACCCACUUCACAUUCCUUUUUUUAACCUCAAAAUAAAGUGAACCAGACUUUUGUUUUGGCCAUGUCGUGGCAAUUCCUUUCCUCCUGCAUGAGAUGAGAGGGCUUAGGGAAAGCAAGGGCCGAGGGUCUGAAGACUCAGCUCUCGGUUCCUCUCACAGCACAUCUCAACGGAAGCUGUCCUACAGUACCGCAAGCGGCCAGGCCCUCGCUCGGUUCUCCCCGCCACCGUCGCGAACGACGCGCCUGCGAGAGCUCAGCUCAGCCCAGCCGGUGCGGCCUGCGAGCUGCUGGCUAGAGGCGCCGCGCGCCCAGGCGGGGCGGGCGGGAGGCGGUGGGGGAGGGGAGGCUCCUGCUGCUGUUGCCGCCACAGCGCUCGUCGCCGCCUCCCCUCCCCCUCCUCUCCUGCCUCUCCCCGGCGGGGGCUCCUCGCUGCAGCCUCUCUGCUCCGCUCUCGGUCAUGUGACCCUAACGUAACCGGACAGGAAAAGCCGCCGCCGCCGCGCUGACUCCGUUGUUGCUGCUACUGCAGGGCGCGCGGAGACGGCGGGGGCACCGAGAGCGCGAGCUAGCUGAGCGCGGCCUGCCCCCCCAGAAUCCUCGAGCCCACCUUUCUCCCCAUGGGGGACCCAGAGUAGCUUGUAUUAUUCUCUCCUACGUUAUUUCUCAACAACCCUGUGAGGUAGGUUAGGCUGAAAGCAUGUGUGGCUGACCCAAGGUCACCUAGCGAGCUUCCAUGGAACAGUGGGGAAUUGCACGUGGGUUUCCCAAAUCCUAGUCCAGCACGCUAACCACUACACAUCACUGGCUCCUACGACUCAACUUGUAUUUGAUGCAGAGCCGAAAAGGUUUUACUCAUCAUGACUGGAAAGCAAAGGAUUUUAAAAGAUGGAUUUGGCAAACCACGGGCUUAUUCUUCUGCAGCAGCUCAACGCUCAGAGAGAGUUUGGUUUCCUGUGUGACUGCACAGUUGCUAUUGGUGAUGUCUACUUCAAGGCACACAAGUCUGUCCUUGCUUCUUUUUCAAACUAUUUCAAGAUGCUGUUUGUUCAUCAGAGCAGUGAAUGUGUUCGUUUGAAGGCAACUGACAUACAGCCAGAUAUUUUCAGCUAUCUCUUGCAUUUGAUGUACACUGGGAAGAUGGCACCUCAGCUCAUAGAUCCUGUUCGAUUAGAGCAAGGAAUAAAGUUUCUGCAUGCAUAUCCAUUGAUUCAAGAGGCUAGCCUUGCCAGCCAAGGAAACUUUGCACAUCCCGAGCAAGUUUUUCCAUUAGCAUCUUCAUUAUAUGGCAUUCAGAUAGCAGAUCAUCAGACACGAAAUCCCACAAAAGCAACGUCAGCAGCUGACAAACCCGUGCGAGAACCAAGGCCGCAGCCAUCCAGAUUAAACCAAGAACAAGUGCAUGAAGGCUCUCAGUUGUCACAGUUACCACCACCAACUCUGCCACAAGUAUCCCAGACGAAUGUGGCUACUACUGACCCUCUGCAGUCUUCACUCUCUCCAGAAUUGGUUCCAGCUGCUCCUCAUUCUUCACCACCAGGAGAUGAAACCAACAUGGAGGCUUCUUCUUCAGAUGAUCAGCCUGCUUCUCUCACAAUAGCACAUGUCAAACCAAGCAUUAUGAAAAAGAAUGGGAGUUUUCCCAAAUACUAUGCUUGCCACCUCUGUGGCCGACGAUUCAAUUUGCGCAGUAGCUUGCGCGAGCACCUCCAGAUUCACACAGGAGUGCCGUUCUCAUCAGGCCAACAUGGAGAAAGUAAUGUUCCCCUGUCUCUUUGUAACAAUGCUCCUGAAAAAGAUGCUAUGGAAGUACCCGAAGCUGGAAUGAUUAGUGAUAGUGAGCUGCAGCAAAUCUCAGAUUCACCAAUAAUUGAUGGACAGCAGCAAGCAGAAACACCACCACCCUCUGACAUUGCCGACAUAGACAACUUGGAGCAGGCAGAUCAAGAAAGGGAAGUUAAAAGGCGCAAGUAUGAAUGUUCCAUUUGUGGACGCAAAUUCAUUCAGAAAAGCCACUGGAGAGAGCACAUGUACAUACAUACUGGCAAGCCUUUCAAAUGUAGUACCUGUGACAAAAGCUUCUGCCGGGCCAAUCAAGCUGCUAGGCAUGUGUGUCUAAACCAAAGCAUGGACACAUACACCAUGGUGGACAAGCAGACUCUGGAGCUUUGUACUUUUGAGGAAGGCAACCAAAUGGACAACAUGUUGGUACAGACCAACAAACCAUAUAAAUGCAACUUGUGUGAUAAAACAUUCUCCACUCCCAAUGAGGUUGUCAAGCAUUCAUGCCAAAGUCAAAACUCUGUCUUUGCUCUAGAAGAAGAUAGAUCCAUUCUGUUAGGAGGUGGUGAUGCUGAAACCACAGAGAGUGAGCACUCUGUCUUAGACUCUAUCAAAAAGGAACAGGAAGCAGUAUUGUUAGACUGACUGAAACUUGCAUUGUUUUUUAAAAUAUAUUUGUUUUACUCAUUUUUACUAAAAUCAUCCUUUCCCCCUCCCCCAACCAAAAUUACACUGACAUGGAAAGAAGUCUGACUUUCCCAGCAAAAAGUAUAAAAUUAAUAAAGGGUGUUGUAUGAAAUCAUAACAGUUGAUUUUACUGCAGAGGAAAGUGUCUAAUGGUAAUUCAGCUAACUAUGUGAAUAUUGCUAGAAAAUGUAUCUGUAACAAGUUCUAAGCAAUUUUAGGCUAUUUAAAUGUAUGCUUAAAUGCAGUGGGAUGCAAGAUGUGAAGGAGAUUGAAAAGAAACAAAAUAUAUUUAAGUACAAUUAUUUUCGCUCCUUAACUAGUUGCCUUUUAUAGGAAGAGUAGCUGAAGAUCCAGAAUUCUUAUAGUUCUACACAUAUAAACUGUACAGUUGUCACUUUACAAAACCUCAGAAAUUCCCAUAAUGAACCAAGAAAAUUGCUUUAGUGCACAGGGGUGGGUGUUUGCUUCCAGAUAACGUCAUUGACAUUAAGUUGAUUUAAAAAGCUUAUUAUUAAGGUGAUUCCAAGCAUACUAACUUGGAAAUAAAUCCCACUGAGAGCAAUGGAACUUCCAUUUACAAGUAAAUGUGUUUAGGAUCAGAUUUUUACUGAAAUUGCAGUAAUAAUGUGAUGGCAAUCAUUUUAUAUUCAUAAAAGUGUGUAUGUAUAUGUGUAUAUACUUCAUGUAUAUGCAGGUAAAUGUAUGCAUGCACAUUCCCAAACAAACUCUUCUGAAGAAUAAUUGAACAACUUUUAAUGUCUGAUAAAUUGGUUCUUUUUACAGGUAUUGUUUAAAUUUGUCCAGAGUGUAUGCAUUUUUUAUCUUGCAGAAUGGAAACUGAUGAUGAUACAGUUGCUGAAUGUUGUCACCCAAAGACUUAGAGGAAAGCAGAGAUUGUACAUAGUGAGCCCUGUGCUAACUCAAAAUGUGUGGGUGUGAAGGUUCUGAGCCUUUCAAGGAUCAGAGGAAGUAGUAAAAACAUUUUGGCUAAUUCAUCAAAUAUUAAUCUUGAGUAAUCUGAGUUUACUUGAUUAACCUGUAGGAGUUAAGGAAUCUGGUCUUUUGUUAAGCUACUAACAUCCUAUUUGUAACACCGUAGAAUGGAAGAAGAAUGAUGAAAACACAUCAUGGUUGGUUUUCAAGUAACAGCAGCAUUAAGUGGGAACCUGUGUGUUCUUUAUGUUGCAUUCCCAUAUGCUUCUGUCAGGGAAGGUAUGCAAAAAAAAUAAAGGGAGCACACCAAACACUGUUUUUUGCUCAGGACAGUAUUGUCUGCAAAUUUAAAAUCAAGUUGCUGAUUUUUAACUUUUUUUUAAUGUAUUAAGUAUCUGAAUAUACUCCAGUAGUAUAAAAAAAGUCUAAGUCAACAGGAGUGACUAUUGAACAGUUACUGUACUGGCAGCAAGGUUUCAGUUAGCAAAAGUAUCCCAACAGAAAUGGAGCCAGUGUGUGUUUUGAUUGUGGGAGGGAGGGGAAAGGCAGAUAUAGGUCUGCUCUUGUAUACACAUUUUAUUUGAAUAUCAUCCUAUUUUGUGUCUAGUUAUGUUCUCCAGUUUGUAA